UUUCCUAACGGGACUCUACCGCCCCCUGCGGGCUCUGAGUGAUAUCAAUACCACCAUUGCAUGACCGAGAGCAAACGAAACACGUACUCAUAAUAAUUAAAUAAAUAAUAAUAUUAAUAAUAAUUAUUAUAAUUAUAAAAAAGUUUAUUGUAAAUAAACGCUUCUACAUGAACAGCCCGGUGUCCCCCGGCCGGUAACCCAGAAAGAUGGUGCGGACUCCCCGGGACUCGAUUCUCUGUUUACUUUGUACAGGGGCCUGUCUGGUGCAGGGGAAGGAGUUCUGUUUUGGGGUGAACAGGGAGCCAUACCGCUGUGAGAUGGGGUACUGCUGCAGAGAGACCGAGUGCUGCACUUACUACCAUGAGCUGUGGUGGUUCUGGCUGGUCUGGACUGUCAUCAUCCUCCUGAGUUGCUGCUGUGCGUACCGACACCGCCGUCUGAAGCUGCGGCUCCAGCAUGAGCAGAGGCAGCGUGAGAUCAGCCUCAUGGCGUACCAGGGAGCCUCGAGCACCUUCACCCCGCUGCCACCCGCCACCUUCCGAUUGUGGUCGAACUGUAAGCUCCCGGCUUAUGACGAGGUAGCGGGACACCCCCCCACCCCGCCCCCCCCUUACUCCCCUGAACAGGACGAGAUCCCGGCCACGCCUCUCCUGCAAACCGCCGUGCCUUUCAGCCAAUCGGGGCCCGCGGUGAUGUUGGUGACAUCACUGACACAGCAGCAGCAGCAGCAGCAGCAUCUGGAAGAGGAGUGGGAGGGGCCAGAACCAGGCAGCCCGCAUUGUGACACGCCAGCAGAGGGAGGGGCCAGAGCGGGAACCAGCCAAUCGGACGGAAGGCAGAACUUCCUCUCCCGCAGCUCAGAGCUGGGCAAAGAGAAUGUGGAGUCUAUUCACCAAGGGGAGGGGGAGGGGGAGGGGGAGGGGGAAGGGGAGGACUCCCACGACGCUGGCAGGCGGAGGAGGCACAUGACGGGAGACUCUGGGAUCGAGGUGUGCGCGUGCCGCCUGGAUGGGGACCCCUGUCUGGAGGAAGAUGCAGGGGGGGAAGGGAGGCUGUGUCAUGGGGGGGCUGGGGAGUGCUGUGAGGCGAGCAACCUCAACACCAAGCAGCAGCAACAGCAACCAGACAGAGGGAGCAGCCAGCAAGACACCCGACCUGAGGAGCCCGAGCAGAACGGGCUGUAGAGACCUGAGGAGCCCGAGCAGAACGGGCUGUAGAGACCUGAGGAGCCCCGAGCAGAACGGGCUGUAGAGACCUGAGGAGUCCGAGCAGAACGGGCUGUAGAGACCUGAGGAGCCCGAGCAGAACGGGCUGUAGAGACCUGAGUGUGUGCGUGUGCGUAUAUAUCUGUGUGUGUGCGUGUGCAGUAUGUGUGACACUGUCUGUCUUCUACGUUCUAACUUCCAUUAGUUAUUUGAUUAGAAAUUAGAUUUUCAGGGUUGCCCUUUAUCUUCCUGGUUUUUUUUUUCUUCUUCUCUCUGAGCCGUGCCUCAUUUGUGUUUAUAAAGCUCAGGGUUUCGGGGCGCUGCGCGGCACACCAGGCAGGGAGACUUGGGGGUUUGAUACAGCACCCUCAAACUAGGUCUCCCGGGGGUCUCCUGGAAGCAGGUUUCAAGACGCUGCUCCUGAGAGAGGCUUCGUGUUCCCUCGGGUUUGGGUUGUGUCGUGGGGAGUGUGCGUGAAAAUAUGGUUCAAGUCUUUAUUUGGACUGUGAAUCUCGUUUGUUGAAAAGGAAAUUCCUUAAAGUGUAUACCCCACCCCCCCACCCCCCCACAAUGUUCCGUUUGCCAUUCGCUGUGUUUAUUUUUUUAUUUCUGUCGUUUGAAUUGUUUUUUCCAAUGCUGGUUAGUGGGAGUGGGAGUGGGAGUGGGGGGUGUGCUAGUGCCAGUGCUGAGACCCCUGGUUCCAAUAUGCAAGCACAUGCAGCUUGAGAUGUUUUCAGUAGCAAAGAACAAACAAAGUGACCUUGUUCUUAAGCUUGUAUCUGUUUAUAUAACAGACUUCAUACUGCAGGGCUGAAUUUCAUGCACGGCGACCUCGUAUGAGGGCAGAUAAGAAAAAUAAAAUUCUAAUCUUUAUAUAGAUAUAUAUGGGGUCAAGACUAGCAAGCUAAUGCAUGAUGACCUCAUAGGAGCCGGACGCUUUUUCCCCAUGUAAAGAGGUGGGAGGGGGAGGAAGGAGUCUUACAGAGUUGAAUUAUUAUUAUUUAUUUCUUAGCAGACGGCCUUAUCCAGGGCGACUUACAAUUAUUACAAGAUAUCACAUUAUUUUUACAUACAAUUACCCAUUUAUACAGUUGGGUUUUUUACUGGAGCAAUCUAGGUAAAGUACCUUGCUCAAGGGUACAGCAGCAGCGUCCUCCACCUGGGAUUGAACCCACGGCCGUCCGGUCAAGAGUCCAGAGCCCUAACCACUACUCCACGCUGCUGCCCAUUUUGAAUCACAGGGUCAUCGAGGGCUCUGGUAGUUGUCCCGGGGAAAGGUGAUAAAAUUCAGCCCUGUCCUCCUGGAACAGGCUGAUGCAGUGUGAGGACUGUACCUCGUUUUCAUUGCCUGGUUUUGUUUUCAGUGUUACAGCGGUGUGCACAUGUAUUACAACACCUCCUGAUCUGUCACUGAUAUCCUUCAUAUACCCGCCUGCAUGCAAACCUCUGGGUGUGAGAAUUUCAAUCUCCGCUCAGUAAUCACUGAUAUAGAAACACACUCGUGUGUGAAAAUGUCAGACCGCUUUGUGCUUUAAUCAGGAGUCUUAAACAACUUCUAAAAAGUCUCCUGUGUUUUAUCACGUGUGGCUCCGUGUUCCUUUUCUCGUGACUAUUUUAAAUGAAUCGCACGUGUGGUCUGUUAAAAUCAUCCAUUAAAUGAGACAAUCGCUCACUUGCCUGUUUUGGAGUUUCAUCUCCAGCGGUUUGAUUUCAGACACACAGUAAAUCAGAACUACAGAAGCGAUGGGGUGUCCUAAUACACGGGCACGCUGCUGUGUAAUUGGCUUAGAUAUAAUUUUUUUUUUUCUGAAGUUGGUGGGGGGGUGGGGGGGGGGGAGGAUAUGCUAAUGUUACAUUUUGUUUAAAAGAAAAAAAAAAUCAGUUUUGGCAGUUUCUGGGUUUAGCGUUGCGUGCUCGGGGGGCUGGGUAAGCGAUGGUAUCGUUGAUUUCAGUAAGAAACGUCUCACACUGGUGCUGCAGUGUUGAGCAGCCUGUUUGUGGCUCAUCAAUGUUUUUUUUUUUUGUUUGUUUUUUAAAUCACUUCUCAAUGUUAACUGCAUUCUUCAAGGCAGCUUCUGAACCGAUGAUGAUGAUAUUGAUGAUGAUGAUGAUGAUGAUUACUGUUUAUUUAGCAGACGCCUGCUUUAUCCAAGGCUUACAGAGACUAGGGUGUGUGAACUAUGCAGAGUCGCUUACAGGAACGUCUCACCUGAAAGACGGAGCACAAGGAGGUUCAGUGACCUUAAGACCAUUAUUCCACGUUCCACAGCAAGGGCUAUCGUUUUCUUUAUUUCUUUAUGGAUUAUGUCAGGGUGCAUUAGAAUUAAGGCGAAUGGACAAUGAGACAGACAGGCAGACAGACACAGUCGGUUUCCAAAUUCUUUAUCGGGCAUGACCAGUUGUACGAGUAUUGCCAAAGUUAAUGUACAGAAACAUUUAUAAAUAUUAUUAUUAUAUCAGUCUUUUAGCAGACGCUUUUACCCGAAGCGACUUGCAGAGACUAGGGGUUGAACUGUGCAUCACAACUGCUGCUGCAGAGUCACUUCCAAUAGGACCUCGCUUUUACGUCUCAUCAUAUUAUAUAUAUAUAUAUAUAUAUAUAUAUAUAUAUAUAUAUAAACACACACAGCAGUGCUGGUAUUGAAAAGCCUCUAUCAGCACUUCCAAUGAGACAUCUUCAGCUGCAAUAUUAUAAGAUGCAGCACAUGUCUGUCUGUCUGUCUGUCUGUCAUUCAGUCCUGGGCUUCUCUCUCUCUCUAUUAACAAUUGCCUUAACCACAAAGUCAAUGCUGCUGAUCUAAAUAUAUAGUUUUGUUGUUUUUUUUUGUUUGUUUUUUAAAGAAAAUAAAUGGGUGCUAAGACAA
Messenger RNA from Acipenser ruthenus (sterlet), 4069 nucleotides. Its product is annotated as WW domain-binding protein 1. Lineage: Eukaryota; Metazoa; Chordata; Actinopteri; Acipenseriformes; Acipenseridae. Bases 207 to 1184 code for a protein of 325 amino acids. The transcript has 4 exons. The record is from RefSeq and is a predicted model, not a curated record.